CAUAAGGUUGGCAUCAUUACCAAUCCAUAAAUCCCGAACGGCAUCCCCGCAUUGUCAUCCAUUUACGAGGGUUGUAUAUAGGCCGAUGAGCUUCGUAAAAGCAAUUCGACCACUGGUUAGACUCCGUCAGCCAAGUAUUACAAGAACCAUGCAUAUCCAAUCGAUUCCCAUGUGGACCGGGAAGGGCAACAAUUAUGCCUACCUGGUCACUGAUGAACCUACGAAGGAUUCGGUGAUAAUCGAUCCGGCAAACCCACCAGAGGUUGCUCCCGUGUUGAAAUCCCAGAUCGAUUCCGGCAAGAUCAAUCUCACAGCAAUCGUAAACACUCACCACCACUGGGAUCACGCCGGCGGAAACGAUGAGAUUCUUAAAGAAUUUGGAAAACUCGCAGUAAUCGGUGGUAAGGACUGCAAGUCUGUGACGAAGACGCCCAAGCACGGAGAGACUUUCAAGAUCGGUGAACGCAUCUCUGUCAAAGCGUUGCACACUCCAUGUCACACGCAGGACAGCAUUUGCUACUUCCUCGAGGACGGUGAUCAGCGCGUUGUUUUCACGGGUGACACGCUUUUCAUUGCAGGCUGCGGACGAUUCUUCGAAGGCAAUGCGAAGGAGAUGCACAAGGCUCUGAAUGAGGUCCUUGCAGCUCUACCGGAUGAUACAAAAGUCUAUCCUGGUCAUGAGUACACAAAGUCGAAUGUCAAGUUCUGCCUUGCAGUUUCUCAAUCGGAGCCGAUUAAGAAGCUUGAGGCCUUUGCUGCGCAAAACCAGCAGACUCAGGGGAAAUUUACCAUUGGAGACGAGAAGCUUCACAACGUCUUCAUGAGAGUCAACGAUCCGGUAAUCCAGAAGGCCACAGGCAAGACAGACCCCGUGGACGUGAUGGCCGCUCUCAGAGAAAUGAAGAACGCCAUGUGAAGCCCUUUUGCGAAACUGUAUAUCCGAAAUCGAGACGGUAUUCCUUGACGGGAACUACGGACUACAUCUAUGUUACAUUUCUAUCUAAGAUAAAAUGGCGCUUCCGCGCGGCUUGCUUUAGCGUGGUGGCGAAGUGGUGUUGAAGAUGGCGUGAGAAGAGAAUUCAAGGUGGUGAUAUUGGAGUAGAUGUGAUUUGACUGAUGUCAGAGAAUAUGAAGCUUUUCCGGCUACGAUCCCAAAGCAUCCUUCUUAACCGUCUAGAUACUUGUAAACUUAGAAAUAAGGCAGUCGAUAUUACGCCCUUCGAUCGACCUGGACUACCUAUCGCUCAAUAUAGGAC
Paecilomyces variotii is the source of this 1256-nucleotide messenger RNA. Its product is annotated as glyoxylase. Gene Ontology annotation, molecular function: hydroxyacylglutathione hydrolase activity. The record is from RefSeq and is a predicted model, not a curated record. The coding region runs from base 86 to 916 and encodes 276 amino acids. Lineage: Eukaryota; Fungi; Ascomycota; Eurotiomycetes; Eurotiales; Thermoascaceae. The transcript is spliced from 9 exons.